This is a messenger RNA of Xiphophorus maculatus (southern platyfish), 6183 nucleotides long. RefSeq names its product nucleotide binding protein like (gene nubpl). Gene Ontology annotation, biological process: mitochondrial respiratory chain complex I assembly; iron-sulfur cluster assembly. The record is from RefSeq and is a predicted model, not a curated record. Gene Ontology annotation, cellular component: mitochondrion. The transcript has 12 exons. The coding region runs from base 182 to 1108 and encodes 308 amino acids. Gene Ontology annotation, molecular function: 4 iron, 4 sulfur cluster binding; ATP-dependent FeS chaperone activity; ATP binding. Lineage: Eukaryota; Metazoa; Chordata; Actinopteri; Cyprinodontiformes; Poeciliidae.
AACUAUGCGCAAACCUGAUGCGCAGAAAGCUUUCGGAGCUAAACAUGAUUGUGUUCACAUUCUCCAGACUGUCCCAUUUACUGAGGAUAUCAGGCAGUAAAGCUUCAGUAUUUCGAAACGGGACCGAGAUAAAACACGGAGCAGGUUGCUGUGUGCAGCUGAGAAGAUUCCAGGUCAGGGGAUGCAGUCAAAUGGGUCGAUGAACAAAAAAGGUCUGCAGGAUAGGCAGAAGCAGCAAAUGGCCAGAGGUCUUCCUAAGCAGAAGCCCAUCAGAGACGUCAAACAGGUGAUUGUUGUUGCUUCGGGGAAAGGCGGCGUGGGCAAGUCCACAACAGCAGUGAACUUGGCUCUUGGAUUAAUGGCCAUUGACAAGUCUAAGUCAGUUGGUCUGUUGGAUGCUGACAUCUAUGGGCCCUCCGUUCCCAAACUGAUGAACUUGAAAGGAAACCCAGAGCUCAACGAUGAUAAUCGAAUGAUUCCUCUUAUCAACUAUGGUGUCCCAUGUAUGUCAAUGGGCUUCCUGGUGCAGGACGCAUCCCCGGUAGUUUGGAGGGGGCUGAUGGUAAUGUCUGCAAUAGAGCGCUUGCUCAGACAGGUAGAAUGGGGCUCUCUGGACUACUUGGUGGUAGACAUGCCUCCCGGGACGGGAGACGUCCAGCUGUCCAUCACUCAGAACAUUCCCAUUGCAGGUUCACAGCGUAGGUUGUUAUGGCAAUGGAUCUGCGUGCCGUCACAGAGAGCGAAAAAAGCUGAAUGGGCAGUCAUCGUUUCAACACCACAAGAUGUUGCUCUGCUGGACGCUCGCAGAGGAGCUGAGAUGUUUAGAAAACUUAAUGUGCCGGUUCUGGGUCUGGUUCAGAACAUGAGCGUCUUCCAGUGUCCCAACUGUCAUCAUCAUACCCACAUCUUUGGAUCCAACGGGGCAAAGCAACUUGCUGAGACGAUCAGUGUCAAGUUUUUGGGUGACGUCCCUCUUCACCUAAACAUCAGAGAGACGUCGGACAAAGGACAACCCAUAGUCAUAUCUUCUCCUGACAGCCCAGAGGCUGAGGCUUACAGGAAGUUGGCAUCUGCUGUGAUCCAGAGCCUAGAGGAACAUACCAGAUGACUAAAAACUUCUUUCUCUCUUUGUUUCUUUGAUUUUUCUUUCACUCUGUCUUUUUGUUUGUUCCUUUCACCAUUUUUGUGCUUUCAUAGACCUCUGUCAUGUUGAAAAAUCUGAACCUGUAAAACUGUCAAUAAAUAAUUUAAUAAAAUCUUAAAACUUUAUUUAGGUGAAUAUGCUUUCACCAGGCUGGUGGUGUGGUGUGCUGAUAAUUUGAUCAUUAACAACAUCAUUGAAGAAAACGAGAUUAUUGCUACCUUCACAAGGGGAAAGUCUGACCUACAACACAUUACCAUCAUCACAAGAUGUGUGGAUUGGGGGGAAUCUUUAAGAGGGAAACUUUAAAUUUCCAGGUGUCCACAAGGAUGCAGACCCCAAAAGGAGCUCUAUCAGCACGGUGAGAGUGAAGAAGGCACAGUAAUGUCUCCACUUUCUGACCUGUGGUGAGAGCUGCUGACCAUCUGCUGCCUUCCGGCAUAUCUGGAUGAUACACUAUCUGCACUAUCGCACACAGGACGCCACUAGGGAAGGUCACAGCACCACCCAGAAGAUUAUUAGCUGCUCUUGUUUCUAGAGGGCUCACAGCAUUCUGAGGGACAGCGGGUGUUUGAGCUGCCGCCCUCAGGUCACACAGACACACUGCUGAGGUCACACACUGCAGGGACCGAUUUCACAAUGGUGCUAGAAUUCUUAAUAUCUUCUUUCUACCCAUCAGCUUUCAAACACCGUUUACCAACAUAAGGAUCCGCUGGGAAUCAAAAACCCGCAGAUAUUCCAGCGCUCGGGAAGCCUACAAUGAGCUGAAGAAACGCGGGAUCCAGGUGGAGGAACCGGCGGCAGCUGACAGUGGUUCCAGAGCGGAGUCGAGUCUUCAGGAGCUACUGGGCUGGCAGCCGGCAAAUAACAGCGGUGCUGCGGCGGCACUGAGAGCGAAGAGUAAGCUGCAGAACUUCCAGCAGAGCAUUUCCGAGUGAAAAUAGGCUGAACAACAUGACAUAACACAACAUUAUUUUGACUGGGCUCUGAUUUACUAUUUCGUGGGAGAGGACACUGUUUUUUUUUCUACGUUGGACUAAUUGGAUGGACGUGUUUUUUCCUAAAGGCGCUUCUACUGUCCUUUUCGGGCCCUCUCAGUUUGAGAGGUUUAGCCCUCGACUUGCCAACGGGGUCAAGAGUGAGAAGAGGGAGCUUCUUCUCAUCUUGGAAGUCAGUUUGAUAUUGUUUUGUUUUAUUACUGUUUGUGUUCAGGAUUCAGGGGCCAAAUCAGUCAAGGUAAUUUUCUUUGUAUAUUAAUGUCAUAUAAUUUAAAAAUCGCUUCCUUAAAUGUAAAUGGAUUGAGUAGUCCAGUAAAAAGACAAAGGGUCUUAGCUAAAUUGAAAAAAGAUGGGAUACAAAUCGCUCUUUUGCAAGAGACACAUAUGUCUAAAUAAGAACUUGAUAAGUUGAAGUCAUUUGGUUACUCAAACAUGUUUUAUAGCUCUUGUAGAAAUAGUAGAAAGAGGGGGGUAGUCACCCUAAUUUCUAACUCACUGAACUUUGAAUUGAUAUCUGAGAAGGGCGACAAAGAGGGCAGAUUUGUUAUUAUAAAGGGGAGAAUUGAUAAUGUUGUGGUCACGAUUGUUAAUAUAUAUGUACCGCCAGAGAGCGACAGGACUUUCUUAAAAACGUUCUUUGACACCAUUAUCUCAUUUAGUGAAGGAGUUCUUGUUUGCGCUGGAGAUUGGAACACAAUCCUUAAUUAUGCUCUAGAUACAACAAGCUAUAAGAAACAAAAAACUGGUAGGUCAAAAGAUUUAAAUAUCCUGAUCAGGGAGAUGGGCUUGUUUGGUGUCUGGAGGGAUCUUCAUAAUAAAGAAAGAGAAUUUACUCACUACUCUCCUACACACAGGGUCCACUCCAGGAUCAAUCUGUUUCUGAUGAACACCAUUGAUAGAUCCAAAGUGAAGGAAUGCUUAAUUGGAACAUCUGAUAUUUCAGACCACAACAUUAUCUAUUUGUCCAUCAGUUUGUCUAAUAGGGCUAAAACAACAUUAUGGUGCUUAAAUAUAGGUAUCCUUAAUAAUGAAACAAAGGAGAUUAGAAAAGAAAUAACGAAAUGUGUAAAAGACAAUAAUAAUGGGCAGGUAAAUCCCACCUUAGUCUGGGACACGGUCAAGGUUAGUAAUGAGAGGGAGACUAAUUUCUAGAACUGCUUAUCUUAAAAAAAUAAAAAGAUUAAAAUACGGUGAUUUGGAAAAAACAUUGAGGGAAUUAGAAUUAAAACAGCAAAUGACUAACAAUGGAGAAUUUUCAGAACAAAUAACAGAAACUAAAAACAAUAUAAAUGAUAUGAUACUCAAAGAACUUAAGGAAAAAAUACGAUUCUCCAAACAAACAUUUUAUGAAUCUUAGCUAGGCAACUUCGUAAACACCAAUUGAAGCAUUCGAUUACCAAAAUUAGAGAAUCCUCAACUGGUAACUUAACCUAUGACAUGGAUAAAAUACAUAAGACCUUUGAAAAUUAUUUUAAAACAUUAUACUCUACCCCAGAACCAAUUAACAUAACUGCUAUUGACAAUUAUUUGGCAGCUUUGGACCUACCUUCGCUUGGAUUAAUCCAAAACGAAGCUCUAUCUGCUCCCAUUACCCAGAAAGAAUUAGAUACGGUUAUUGGACAUUUGAAAAGUAAUAAGUGCCCAGGUAGUGAUGGGUUUCCAAAUGAAUUGUACAAGAUGUUCAGGGAGGAGCUAUCCCCUAUCCUGCUUGAGUCUUUGAACUAGACAUUGAACAGAGCUGAGAUCCCACCAUCUUGGAGAGAGGCUAUAAUAUCUGUCCUCCCUAAAGAAGGAAAAAAUGUUCAAUACUGCGAAUCAUAUCGCCCAAUCUCAAUUCUGAAUGUCGAUUAUAAAAUCUUUACAUCAAUAAUUUCUCGGAGAUUGGAGUAUUACUUGUUAGACCUAAUACACGAAGACCAGAUGGGAUUCAUCAAAGGCCGACAAACUCAGGACAGCAUAAGACGAACAUUACAUAUAUUAGAUCAAGCCAAAAAGCAGGGCCUCAGCGUCGCAUUAGUUAGCCUUGAUGCAGAAAAAGCCAUUGAUCGGGUCAACUGGACUUUUUUAUAUAAGGUACUAGAGCGUCUGGGCUUUAAUAAUCAGUUUAUUAGUUGUUUGAAGUCACUUUAUGAUGAACCACGGGCCAGGGUAAAAAUCAAUGGGCACCUUACAAAUAGCUUCCAAUUACACAGAGGAACCCGCCAGGGAUAUUGCAAUAUUUUUUGCAAUAUUCAUUGAACCCUUGGCACAGGCCAUUAGAGAGGAUGAUGGGAUAAAAGGUGUCAGUUUUGCAAAUAUAGAACACAAAAUUGGCCUUUUUGCAGAUGAUAUAAUCACAUACCUCCAAAAACCAAGUACAACGCUCCCCAAAGUUAUGUCAGCACUAACUGAGUUCGGUCAACUGUCAGGGUAUAGUCUAAACAUCACAAGAACACAAGUUCUGACAAUUAACUAUUCCCCUAGUAAAUCUAUAAGAAAAACCUAUGGACUUAAGUGGGAUGCCAAAAAGCUAAAAUACCUAGGAGUAAUUAUUUCCCGAGAUUUGGAUGAGUUAUUUAGUUUGAACUUUGGUAAUCUUACUGAAACCAUACAAAAAGACUUGACAGCCUGGGCAAGGUUACUGCUGGAUUUCACAGCUAGGAUGGAAAUAGUGAGGAUGAAUUUGCUUCCUCGUUUUUUAUAUCUUUUCAUGUCAUUGCCUAUUAGAAUAUCUAACGCACAGUUUCAUGCCUGGGACAGGUUGAUCUCAAGAUUUAUCUGGGCCGGGACCAGACCAAGGAUAAAAUUUAAAACACUCCAAAUUAAUAGGGACCAAGGGGGUCUGGCCCUUCCAAAUUUGAGGGAAUACUAUUAAGCAUCUCAGAUGAGAUUUAUGGUCCUCAGAAAUGGAGACUGGAUGGAAACAGAUUGAACUUAGGCAAGGUGGGGUCCAACCCCAAACAGGACUGGGAGAUAAAAUAGUUACAGCCAAAAAUGGGAAUGGUAUAGUUGAAGACACGUUGUUAAUCUGGAAAGAGGUGGUUGACAGGUACAAAUUGACAGAUGUCACUGGACUCCUGAUGUGGCCCUCCUGUAACUCAAACUUUCGGCCAGGAGAAUUAGAUUCCUCUUUUUUAGGCUGGAAAGAUAGAGGGCUUGUGGCUUUGUGCCAGUUUGUUGAAGGGAACGCCUUUAAAACAUUUGAGCAACUGAAAAGGGAUUAUAAUCUUGAAAACAGAGAUUUAUUUAAAUAUUUUCAGGUAAGACAUUUUUACAAUACUAAAAUAAAAAAGGUGUUCCUCCAGAAGGUAAUACUAUUGUAAAAUUUUUUACAAAUGCUUAUACUCACCUCCCAUGUAAAACUGUUUCCAAACUAUCUAUAAAGGGUUGCAGAAACAUAAUGGAAAUAACACCUUGAAUAUUAAGUCUGAAUGGGAAAGGGAAUUGAGAGUAAAAGUUACAGAGGGUGAUUGGCUUUCAAUGUGUGUGACACAACAGACAUCUACCAGUUCUAACAGAUGGAAGGAAUUUGGAUGGAAGUGCUUAAUUAGAUACUUUAUUACACCUCAAAUUACUAGUAGACAUAGAGGAGAAGAACAGCAAUGUUGGAGGCAAUGUGGCCAACAGAACGUCAAUCACUCUCACGUAUUUUGGUCCUGCCCAAAGUUGGCACCUUACUGGGAUGGAAUCUAUCAGACUAUCGGGAUAAUUUUGGGGUAUGUCAUCCCCAAAGACCCCAGAAUUUUUCUGCUGGGGCUGAUGUCUGGAGAAGUAUUUCAAAAAGAAGAUGAGUAUAUUUUUAAAGUUCUAUCAAUUGCAAGCAAAAAAAAGCUAUUACACGCUCUUGGCUAAAAAAAACUCCCUCCCCAGCUAGACCAUUGGCGGGAAGUCGUGGAGGAGAUUCACUCAAUGGAAAAACUGACAUAUCUUUUACAUAUAAAAGGACACUCUUACAACAAACGCUGGUCUAAAUGGCUGUCAUACAAGAACAAGGAAGCAUAACUAGAUGUAACAUCUUGUAAUUAUUUUUUAUUUUCUUUUUAUUUAUAUAUGUAUCAGUGCCCC